GAGCCGCGGCCGCCGGGGAUUCGGGCGCGGUGUUUCCUCCGUGGUUCCCGCUCUCCGAGGCGCCGCUGCGCUCCCUGGCUCUCUCCCGCAGUCGACCGGCUCCCUGUCCCACAGUCCACUGGCUCCGCCACUUCGCGUGUGGGCGCGCCCGCAGACAAGGGCCGCCGCCUCCGCAACAUUCUUCGCUGUGAGGAUGUGAGAUGGACCCAGAAGAGCAGGAGCUGCUGAAUGAUUGCAGAUACAGAAGUUACUCUUCAGUAAUUGAAAAGGCUUUAAGAAACUUCGAGUCCUCCAGUGAGUGGGCGGAUCUCAUAUCCUCACUUGGCAAACUCAACAAGGCUCUCCAGAGCAACCUGAAGUAUUCCUUAUUGCCAAGACGGCUCAUUAUCAGCAAGAGAUUAGCUCAGUGUUUACAUCCUGCCCUGCCUAGUGGCGUACAUUUAAAAGCCCUGGAAACCUAUGAGAUUAUCUUCAAAAUUGUGGGGACCAAAUGGCUGGCCAAGGACUUGUUCCUGUACAGCUGCGGCUUAUUCCCACUCCUGGCAAAUGCUGCGAUGUCGGUGCGGCCCGUGCUGCUUGGCCUGUAUGAGAAGUACUUCCUCCCGCUGCAGAAGCUGCUCCUGCCCAGUCUCCAGGCCUUCCUUGUGGGCCUACUUCCCGGCCUGGAGGAAGGUUCCGAGAUUUAUGACAGGACAGAUGCCUUGCUGCUGAGACUGUCCCUGGUGGUGGGCAGGGAGGUAUUCUAUACUGCCCUGUGGGGGAGUGUCCUAGCAAGCCCAUCCAUCCGCCUCCCUGCUUCGCUCUUUGUGGUGGGCCACAUCAACAGGGAUUUGCCUGGCAAGGAACAGAAGUACAUGCUGGGGACGGACUACCAGCUUACGGUAAAUUCACUCUGUGCAUCCCUGUUGGACUCAAAUGUUCUUGUGCAAAGAAAUAAUCUGGAAAUUGUUCUGUUUUUCUUCCCAUUUUAUACCUGUCUGGAUCCCAGUGAGAGAGCCAUUCCCCUGCUCAGAUCUGACAUUGUGCACAUUCUUUCGGCUGCCACCCAGACCCUGCUGAGAAGGGACAUGUCUCUGAACAGAAGACUGUAUGCCUGGUUGCUAGGUUCAGACAUUAAAGGAAAUACCAUUGUUCCAGAAUCUGAAAUCUCAAAUUCUUAUCAAAACCAAUCCUCUUAUUUUUUUGAAAAAUACUCCAAGGAUCUUUUAGUGGAGGGCCUGGCUGAGAUACUGCAUCAGAAGUUCUCAGAUGCUGAGGUUGAGGAACGUCAUCAUGCCUACCUGAAGCCUUUCCGCAUUCUCGUCAGUCUGCUGGACAAGCCAGAAAUCGGGCCUCAAGUGGUUGAAUAUUUGUUUCUUGAAGUCAUUAGAGCCUUUUAUUCUUACUGUAGAGAUGCCCUUGGCUCAGAUCUUAAACUGAGCUACACUCAGAGUGGGAAUCUGCUGAUAAGUACAAUCAAAGAAAACAGAAAUGCCUCUGAGAUCGUGAAGACGGUGAAUUUGCUGAUCUCUUCCCUCAGCACAGACUUCCUCUGGGAUUAUAUGACCAGGUGCUUUGAGGCAUGCUUUAGGCCAGUGAAGCAGAGUAACACCAUCGGAAAACCCAUCAGUCUUCCUGCUACAGUCUCAGAGCUCUGCACCCUCCUCGUGUUCCUCCUGGACGUCGUUCCCCUGGAGCUCUACUCUGAGGUGCAAACCCAGUACCUCCCCCAGGUACUUGGCUGCCUUGUGCAGCCUCUUGCUGAGCAGGUGGAGGCCUUGAGCUUACCUGAGCUCACACAUGCCUUGAAGACAUGUUUCAAAGUGCUCAGCAAAGUCCAGAUGCCACCGUCCUACCUAGACACAGAGCCCACCAGUGGGAACUCGAGUCCAGUAAAAGGUGAAAACAGCAAUACCAUUUUGGAAACAAAGGCUGUGGUUCCUGGUGAUGAAGAAGCUUCCUUCCCUCCACUCAAAUCUGAGGAUAGUGGGAUCGGGCUCAGUGCCUCUUCACCAGAGCUCUCCAAGCACCUGAGGGUGCCUCGCGUUUCUCCUGAAAGAGACGACGUUUGGAAGAAGGGUGGGAGUAUGCAGAGGACAUUUGUUUGCAUUCAGGAGCUAAUUGCCAACUUUGCCAGUAAGAACAUUUUCGUGGUACCGCUGACAGUGUCUGGAGAAGAAAGCAAGUCUGAAGAGCUUGCAGCAAAUAGGAACAAGAGCAGGACACAGAGUGGGGUAGGCAGUGACUCCAGCAGGAAGAACUCAUGGGAGGCCAAGCCCAUCACUGUGCCCCAGUUUAAGCAGAUGCUUUCAGACUUGUUCACGGCACGCGGGUCUCCAUUUAAGAUGAAAAGUUCGGAGUCAUCGUCAUCUGUGCACAGUAGCCCUGGCAGAAAAGCAGGAGGAGAAUGGGAUGUUGACAAGGUAGUCAUUGACCUAAGGGACUCCAAGGAGGAAUGCAGAGAGGCCUUUGCUGCUGCCUGCCACCUGCUGCUGGACUGUGCCACUUUCCCUGUUUACCUGUCUGAGGAGGAGACUGAAGAGCUCAGUGAAACACUCUUCCAGACUCCAGGAGCCAGUGAUUCCAGUUUUCCACCGUGGCUGAAAUCCCUUAUGACCAUUUGCUGCUGUGUGACUGACUGCUACCUGCAGAACGUGGCCAUCUCCACGCUGUUGGAGGUGACAAAUCAUUCCCAGUCCCUUGCGCUUGUCAUUGAAGACAAGAUGAAGCGCUAUAAAAACUCAGGGCACAACCCAUUCUUUGGCAAGCUGCAGAUGGUGACCGUCCCACCAAUUGCUCCAGGGAUUUUGAAAGUCAUUGCAGAGAAAACAGACUUCUAUCAGAGAGUGGCUCAUGUGCUUUGGAAUCAACUGAACAAGGAGACCCGGGAGCAUCACAUCACCUGUGUAGAGCUGUUCUACAGGCUGCACUGCCUGGCCCCAACGGCCAACAUCUGCGAAGACAUCAUCUGCCAUGCCCUCCUGGACCCUGACAAGGGAACAAGGUUGGAGGCUCUGUUUAGAUUUUCUGUGAUCUGGCACCUGACGAGGGAGAUCCAAGGCACUCGUGUAUCAUCCCACAAUCGCUCCUUUGAUAGGUCCUUGUUUGUUGUGCUGGACAGCCUGGCCUGCACGGAUGGUGCCAUCAGUGCCGCGGCCCAGUGCUGGCUGGUGCGCGCUCUCUCCCUCGGGGAUGUGGCGCGCAUCCUUGAACCUGUGCUCCUGCUGCUGCUCCAGCCCAAAACCCAGAGGACCUCUAUUCACUGCCUCAAGCAGGAGAACUCAGCUGAGGACUUGCAUCGUUGGUUUAACAGAAAGAAACCCUCUUUCAAAGAAGCUUGUGGGGUGCCUGAGCUUCCAGAAGGUGGCUCUGAAGAACACCUGCCUCUGAGCCAGUUUACUACAGUGGAUC
This is a messenger RNA of Castor canadensis (American beaver), 3390 nucleotides long. The record is from RefSeq and is a predicted model, not a curated record. NCBI's taxonomy places the organism in Eukaryota, Metazoa, Chordata, Mammalia, Rodentia, Castoridae.